GGUUUUAUAUUAAUAUGCAAAAUUGGUUAUAGUCAGUUCUUUGAGAAUAGGUACGGACCCACGCACUUAGGAGAUUGUCCACGAUGGUCCAGAAUCUAUCAUGAUCUCUGAAAAAAGGCCGACAACCAAAACACCAUGUCAAGCACUAAAGACCCAUCAUUCGCCGUUACAGUCUUAUUGGCAUUUGCUACUGCGACCGUCUUUGGAACCACCCAAAAACUGUCCGCAACAAUUGGCAACACGGUUAAUAUUACGUGUCUCUUCGGGGAGGGCACGUUACGUAACAUUUACUGGUACUACAACAAUACUCAGAAGAUCCUCACCCUUGCUAAUGGUGACUUGAAGGUGGAACAAUCAUAUAUAGGUCGUGCAGGUUUGCAGAAGGACAGUGCAACACUCUAUCUCAAAUACAUAACCAUUGCAUAUGAGGGGACCUAUAGAUGCGAUGUUGAACGACAAGGACAACCAGCGGUUCUUGACAUCAUUUCUGAGCUGAAAGUUUACGCAUUCGAACUUCACACUGAGAGAUCCGUGAAAGUGGUGCGUGGCAGAAAUGCGUCACUGAUCUGCAGCUUCACAGAUCCUGCUGAUGCCGUCUACUGGUACAAGCACAACUCCACCGGAGCUCCUGAUAAUGACGCCGAACUUGUUGCCUCGGAAUUCCUUGGAAGAUCGGAUCCAUUGCCAGGGAUAGAGAGGUUCAGAAUCACGGAAGACUACAGACUUCUGAUAAGAGACCACCUAUUCUUGUGUCGUUGUUCCUCGGACGGGGAAAACGACAUGGGGCUACACGGACCUAAGAAUCAUAGUUUUGGCAGAUUCCCUUGGACCAAUAAUUGGCCCUUGCAACACCUUUAUACUGGGAGAAUGUACAUACAAUGUUCCCACGGAUCCUAAAGAAUUCGUGUUCGUUUGUGAACUUGACGAUGUACGUCCUCCAGUAAACCUGACAUGGAUUAGGAGUGACGACAGAGUAAUGGAACAAGCUUUAGGUCCACUAAUUGUUGAGAAGGACGGAAUAUAUGACGUCAAAUCAAUUCUUAAGGUUAUUCUCUUUUAUUAUCAUCAUAAUUGUUAACGAUCUAGAUUUAAAAUGGUUUAUAUCCAUGACAGUUUGGCAGAAAAGAGUAGGCCGGUCAACCGGAGAGAAACGAUGCAGCUUUAAUUGUCUUCGAUAUUACUAUGUACUACUUUGAGCUACAAAAUCAAACAAAGUAUAGGCCUAAAUAGCAACACGGGUUUUAACCUAUUUGACACAAUGUUCAUCUUUCCCUCACCUUUAUUUUAACGGCGACAAAUUAUUAUAUGUUCAUGUCUUGAUGUCGCAUCGACUGAUCGAAAUGUUUCCCAUUUGUCUGGAUCCGAAUUGUCGUAAAAUUAUUUCUCUGAGAUAAACACGCUCAUGAACAUGAUGAAUUUGAACACAUACAUUUUAUGAAAAUUGCGCGGGGUGACAAAAAGAUGCUCAAAUUACGGGUUCAUGCCUCAAUCGUCUGCACUCAGAGAUUUUUCUUAGCCGUUUCAUGAUUUAUAUGGUUAGUGUCUAAAACUGGAAAGAAUCUUUGAGCAAUUUAUGAUUUCAAUAAUUCCUUACAAAUCAAAAAUUGCAAAUUAGACAAAUACCCAAUUGGACUCACAAUCGCUGUGUAUUCUUUUCUUUUUUAAUGUAAAUUCAAGCUUGCCAGGGCCAAUAUUCGUAAAAGUUUGAGCCCUAGCUGACAAACUGCAUGAACAUGUGAGGUUUCAUUUUUUUCACACACACAAUGUAUUUCUUAGAGAUCAUUUUAGCGCGACACAGUGGCGUACCUAGGAUUUUCCACAGGGGGGGGAGGCAAAACCGUCCGCCAAAAAAAUUUGACAAGAAAAAAAAAAGGUCUUCAAUCACAAAUAAAGGAUUUCGUACCAGAAAAAAAAUUACAAGCAAACAUAAAGAAAAUAAAAAGGUCUUCAAGCUGGUCAGGGGGGGGGGUCAUUGAUGUUUUAAUAAAUGACCGAUUGCUAUGUUUACUUUACACUAUGGUAUAAUUUAUUGGUAAUCACAAAGGGAAAAGAAGAAACAUUAGCUUGGGAUCGGAUUGCUAAUUUGUAAUUUUUUGUAUAGAGUAGUUCUGGCCCUAAUGUUUUUUUUUUUGCCUGUUUACGAUACUUGGUUUGAUAUACUAAAUCUUGAUGUUGUAUUUCGUUAUAAAACUCUGCAAUUAAUUCGAAACAUACUCUCAAAAUCGUUAAAUCAUACUGCGUGAAAGAAAUAAACUUUAUAGUAUUGUUGAUUUGUUGACGAAAGGGACAUCGAUUCAAGAAAUUUAGUUCCACCGUAAUUGAGAUACAAAGCCGUAAAGCUUUAUUAUUCGAUCUGCAAAACAGAAAAGAAUAAAUCAUAAAUGUUCAUGCAUUAACUGGAAUGCUUGUAUCAAAUACUCUUUGACAGAACAGAUUUGUUAUGCUUUUAACCUAUUUUCAUAUUUAACCUCAAUCUAAGCCUUAAUAUGUUUGAUUCCAAUUUGCAUAAUCUCCUUUAACCAAUUAACUCAAAUAUCCAAAAUAAGAAAAUUGCAUCGACUUACAAAUACCAAAGUAACUCAAUCAGGCUUUAAUGCUCUUGAGUUUUCAAUCCAAUGGACUGUUGAAUAAGUAAAAACAGUCCUAUAAUUUCACUUGUACCUCUAAAAAUAUUAACCUUUCAAUUGCAUAAGGCAAAAAUAAAUUCUAAAUGAUCUCAUCUCAAAUGACUCUCAGCAAAUUGAAAUUGCAUGUGCUUUGAAAUAAAUUUGCAUAUACAUAACUUCACUUCAAAGUUGAAUUUACUUCAAUUAUUUUACUCUUUAAACUUCAGCUGAUUUUGACACUGAAUUAAAUAUAUAUGAGUAACCGAGGCUCGAGUGCUAGAAUAUUCCGAUAAACUCCAGCUUGUUCUGUUCUUGGGUUAAUUCAUAUCUCAAAAUAACUAUCAAAUAACUAUCGAAAUUGCUUGAUUUGUAGCAAUUAUAAAUUCUGUUUCUCAUCACAGAUUAGUUGAGAAUAAAUGACAUGUGACCAUGUC
Lytechinus pictus (painted urchin) is the source of this 3040-nucleotide messenger RNA. RefSeq lists its product as uncharacterized. The transcript is spliced from 4 exons. Lineage: Eukaryota; Metazoa; Echinodermata; Echinoidea; Temnopleuroida; Toxopneustidae. Bases 136 to 897 code for a protein of 253 amino acids. The record is from RefSeq and is a predicted model, not a curated record.